Molecule: messenger RNA, 1353 nt
Organism: Salarias fasciatus (jewelled blenny)
Lineage: Eukaryota; Metazoa; Chordata; Actinopteri; Blenniiformes; Blenniidae
Product: homeodomain-interacting protein kinase 1-like
Exons: 10
Coding region: 1-1353 (450 amino acids)
Biological process (GO): intrinsic apoptotic signaling pathway in response to DNA damage by p53 class mediator; peptidyl-threonine phosphorylation; peptidyl-serine phosphorylation
Cellular component (GO): nucleus; cytoplasm; PML body
Molecular function (GO): transcription corepressor activity; protein tyrosine kinase activity; SMAD binding
Source: RefSeq, a predicted model, not a curated record
AUGGGGGAAGGCUCUUAUGGGAAGGUUGUCAAAGGCCAGAAGCUGGACGACAAACGGAACGUGGCAAUCAAGGUCUUGAAGAGGGAUGGAGAGGACGUCUGGCGCGAGCUGAACGCAUUAAGAACCAUAGCAGUGCUGGAUGCGGACCUCUGCAAUGUGGUGCAGUUUUAUGAAUGCUUUAAUAGCAUGGGCCGCCCCUGCAUGGCCUUUGAAAUGCUGGACUUGGAUUUGUACCAGUUCAUGGGAACACGGAAGUGGGCUCCCAUGCCUUGUAGUGAAAUCCGCCCGAUCGCCAAGCAGCUUCUGGUGGCUCUGGACGCUCUGGCCAGUCUGGGUGUGGUCCACUCAGACGUCAAGACGGACAACGUAAUGCUGGUGGAUGCAGUGAAUCAGCCACUGAGGGUGAAGCUGAUCGAUUUCGGGCUGGCUCGAUCAGCCGUCACAAUACUGCAAGGAGAGUUGCUUCAGGCUGUGGCCUACAGGGCCCCGGAAAUCUGGCUCGGCCUCCCCAUCACCGAGGCCAUCGACAUGUGGGGGCUGGGCUGUACGCUGGCCUUCCUCCUCCUGGGAAUCAACCUCUUCCCGUCACACUGCGAAUACCAGACGGUGAGGUUCAUGGUGCAGAUUCUGGGCCAGCCAGAGGACCGGCUGAUCCAGGCCGGGAUGUUCUCCCAAGCGUUUUUCGUCAGGCAGUUUGCUCCAGGCCGUCCACGCUUUAGGCUGCGGACACCAGAAGAAUAUUUUGCGGGCACCGGCUACCAAACAACAGCGUGUUCCCCCUUCACGACGCUGAGCUGCCUGGACCAGCUGGUUCAUAUCCAUCCACACCACCACGACAGCGAGCUGGAGGACAGGAAGGCUCUUGUGGACCUGCUGAAGGGGAUGCUGGAUCUGGACGGGCGUCUCAGGCUGAGGCCUCACGAGGCUCUGCAGCACCCCUUCAUCUCCAUGAGCCACCUGAGGCAGGAUCCCCGCCACACUCAGUACCUGAUCGCCUCCCAGCAGAACCUGGAGGUCUCUGCAGUCAAGGACUCCAUCCAGGGACAGAUGCCAUUUGUGGCCCCCAAGGACUCUCUCAGCCCCGACUGGCCUGUGGCCCCCAAAGAGUCUCUCAGCCCCGACUGGCCUGUGGCCCCCAAAGAGUCUCUCAGCCCCGACUGGCCUGCUUCUAGCCCCAAGCCGUCUACCGAGCCAUCUGUGUACCCCGAGGAGUCUCCCAGCCCCGAGGAGGCUUCUAGCCCCGAGCCGUCAGUGGCCCGGACAGACGAGGAUGUGGAGCGGCUGGUGCGGCUCCGCUGCUGCAGUAGCUUCUUCAGCGGGAAGAGGUUCGCCUCGGCCGCCGGCUGGGAGUAA